AUGUCAAAUUUAGAGGUAAUGGUUAUGUUUGUGGUCUCUAUCGAGCUCUUUCUGGGAACUUCGCUAAAUGGCUUCAUUGUGUUGCUGCAUUGUAUCAUUUGGGUCAAGACCAGGAAAAUUUCUUUGUCUGACUUCAUCAUUCUGAAUCUGGCUCUCUCCAGGAUCAUUCUGCUUGGGAUAAUGAUGUUUGAUACUGUUUUAUCCAUAUUCUAUCCCCAUUUACAAAACGUAGGCAUAUUGAUGCAAAUUAUUGAUAUUUUCUGGAUGUUUACCAAUAACUUAAUCAUCUGCCUGACCACUUGCCUCAGUGUCCUCUACUGCCUGAAGAUUGCCAACUUCUCCCACCAAGCCUUCCUCUGGCUCAAGUGGAGGGUUUCCCAUGUGAUUUGGGGAAUUUGGGGGGGCUCUGGGCUCUACUCCUUCUUCAGCGCACUGGCAAUGAUUCUGAAAUUUAGUGAAUAUGCUGACCUCAGUCAAAUGAAACUCUCAGGAAAUUACAGUGAAGAGGUCAAGAAAAAGCUAACUAACUAUUAUGUUUUACAUAUUCUUGGUCUCCUCUGGUCAGUUAUUCCUCUCUGUGUGUCUCUGCUUUCCUCUGUCCUGCUCUUCCUCUCCCUGGUGAGACAUACCAGGCAGAUGAAGCAUCAUGCCAAUGGCACCAGGGACCUCAGCACCAUGGCCCAUGUGAGAGCCACCAAAGUCAUCCUCUCUUCUUUCAUACUCUUCAUUGGAUACUUCCUAAACUUAUUUCUUGCCAUGUCUAGUCAUUUCUUUCCAAGACCCAAGCAGGCAGUGAUGAUUUGGAGACUGUUUUUUAUUGCUUAUCCCUCUAUUCAAACCUUUGUUCUAAUCCUAGAGAACCGGAAGGUAAAACAAGCAUUCAUCAAGAUGUUCCAGGUCAAAAAGUGGAGGCUGAAAUGUACGCCUUGGGAACUUUCACCCAAGACUUGA
Messenger RNA from Monodelphis domestica (gray short-tailed opossum), 951 nucleotides. It is a transcript of the gene T2R3F, whose product is annotated as bitter taste receptor Modo-T2R3F. Gene Ontology annotation, cellular component: membrane. NCBI's taxonomy places the organism in Eukaryota, Metazoa, Chordata, Mammalia, Didelphimorphia, Didelphidae. Gene Ontology annotation, biological process: sensory perception of taste; G protein-coupled receptor signaling pathway; detection of chemical stimulus involved in sensory perception of bitter taste. Gene Ontology annotation, molecular function: G protein-coupled receptor activity; bitter taste receptor activity. The record is from RefSeq and is marked provisional.